CGCAGCCAGUAACCCCACGUGUUUUGUUUGUAAACACGCGCUGAAUUUCCUCCCCAGAGAAAAACACCGUGAAAAUUGUGAGAAAAUGUCUGGGAGUGUGAUUUUCCGCCGAAAUCGUGCCCUUGGCUAUGUGACAAAUCAUAUUCCGGCCACAGUUAAGUACAUGAGAAAGAGAAAAACCAAUAUUGUUGUCACUUGCAUCGGACGUUCCCUUCAUGCGUAUGAGUGCAAGCAUUUCCGGUUGAUUUCUGUGGGCAGGAUUCAUCCAGAAGACAUCACGUGCAUCGCCUCGGACAACAGGUAUGUCUAUUCAGCCAGUGCUAGGAAAAUCUUUGCAUGGCGAGCGGGAAAUCAGCUGCAUCACAGCUAUGAAGGGCAUGGUGGAAAUGUUGUGCUUCUGCUGCCCUUUGGGCAGCAUCUGGUGGCCGUGGAUGAGGAGAGUGUGGUCAAAGUGUGGGAUAUUGAGGCAGAGAGUGUAUAUUUAGAUAUUCCCUUUGCCAUGGACUCAUUUAAAAUCACCGCAAUCGCCCAUCCGGCCACUUACAUCAACAAAAUGCUCCUGGGCAGUGAAGAGGGACUCAUUCAGCUGUGGAAUAUCAAGAAUGGGAAGUUGAUACACACCUUCCAGCCACUGGACAGUCGAAUUGUGGUUCUGGAACAAGCUCCGGCUGUUGAUGUUGUGGCAGUGGGACUCCAGAAUGGAGCAGUGAAGUUGCUGAAUUUGAAAUUUGACGAGAUUCUGAUGGAAUUUCGUCAGGAUUGGGGUCCAGUUACGGGGAUUUCUUUCCGGACAGAUGGUCAUCCCAUCAUGAUAACGUCCAGUACGAAUGGGGAGGUGGUAUCGUGGGAUCUGGAGAAGCGUAAGAUUGUCAAUCAAUUGACAGCUCACGCGCAAUCAGUGACGACACUGUAUUGCCUUCCCAGUGAGCCAUUGUUCAUCUCCACUUCCCCAGACAAUUCCCUGAAGAUGUGGAUUUUCGAUAUGCCUGACGGAGGAGCCCGAUUGCUGCGUUUCCGGGAGGGACAUGCAGCUCCUCCGCUUUGUGUUCGUUUUCACGGUGCCAAAGGUGGCAAUAUUUUGUCAGCCGGGGAGGAUUCGUCUCUUCGUGUCUUCAACAGCAUCACCGAGAAGAUCAAUAGAUCCCUGGGCAGAGCCAGUUACAACAGAAAAGCCGCAAAAAGAAAUCGAAAGUACGAGGAUGUCCAUCUCAUGGCGCCAAUUGUCCAGUUCACUAGCGAGACAACGAGGGAGAAGGAAUGGGACAACAUUGCAGCCAUUCAUUCAGGAUUGGAUCUCGUGACUACGUGGUCGUUUCACAACAGCAAAAUGGGCGACCUGAAGUUGAGGCCACAGGCUACGGAUGAGAAGCACCGGCAGCGACUCCUCCAGGUCGAGGCCACCUGCAUCUGUCUCACCAAUUGCGGCAACUUCCUGGUCGUGGGCUACACUUCAGGCGACGUUCAGCGCUUCAAUGUGCAAUCAGGGCUCCAUCGGGCAACUUACGGGGCUCCUGCGCAUGACAACGCCGUCCGGGGAGUUGCUGUGGAUGCUCUCAAUCAAUACGUCAUCUCUGGGGGCACCGAUGGAACCGUAAAGUUCUGGAAUUUCAAGUCCAACGUAAAAACAUCAAUUGGACGUAUUCGUAUGGAAGAUGGUCUUACGAUGUUCAGAGCUCAUCGUGAGAGUGGAAUGCUAUGUAUUCCUCUUGAGAACUUCACACUGAAUGUCCUGGAUUGCGAUACGAAAGUUGUGGUGAGGAAAUUUGUUGGCCAUCGAGCUCCAAUUACCGAUUGCUGCUUCAGUCCGGACAGUCGAUGGUUGAUUUCAGCUUCGCUGGAUGCUACCAUCAAAGUCUGGGACAUUCCUUCGGCCUACCUUAUUGAUCAUUUCAAAUUGGAUGUGGCUUGUGUCUCUCUGACCAUGUCACCAACGGGAGAUUUCCUGGCUACAGCGCACAUUGAUCAAUUGGGUGUUUAUUUGUGGGCCAAUAAAACUCUCUUUGAUCACAUUUCCCUACGAGCACUCAAUCCCACUUCUGAAGCGCCCCUUGUGGACCUUCCAGCGUCUGUAGAGGGCAUCGAUGUGGCCCAGUUAGAUGAGGAAUUUGCCAAGGGAUUGGAUCUAGGGGAAGAAAUUGCGACAAAAUACGAAAGUCCUGAACAAUUGGAUGCUGGAUUGAUUACAAUGUCUGCUGCUACGAGUAGUCGCUGGCAGAAUAUUUUUCACCUGGAUUUACUGAAGAAGCGCUCAAGGCCUCGGAAUCCAGUUGUAACGGAGAAGAAUGCUCCAUUUUUCCUGCCAACAAUUCCUGGAAUUGAGUUCAAAUUCGACCUCAGUGGAGACGGGAAGGCACAGGAAGGGUCUAAGGUGAUAAUUCCCAAGGAUUUUAGCAAUUUCACGGCUUUUGGGCAGAUUCUCAAUGAAACAAUUGGCAGUGGAGAUGUCCAACCGGCUAUUGAUCACAUUAUCAAGCUGGGUCCUUCGAUGGUUAACUUCGAGAUAAAAUCCCUGGCUCCAGAUGCAGCAGGAUCCAUUGAAUUGAUGGAACAAUUCCUAGUGAUGAUUCUGGACAUGCUAAAGUCAAAUGUCAAUUUUGAAUUGGCCCAAACCUACCUGGCAGUCUUCCUGCGCGAGCACGCGGACACAGUGACCACGUCAGAGGCGCUCCGGGCCAUGCUGGAGCCCCUGGAAAAGGCGCAGGAACGCGGCUGGAAAAAGCUGGAAGAGAAACUUCUGUACGGUUUGGGAGUUGUUGGAAUGCUAAGAAAUUACGCAUCUCUUUAGGAAAAAUAAUUUUAAGAGGAAAUAUUUGCAAAAAGGAAAAUAAAGUUGUACAGGAAAAUGA
Molecule: messenger RNA, 2846 nt
Organism: Phlebotomus papatasi
Lineage: Eukaryota; Metazoa; Arthropoda; Insecta; Diptera; Psychodidae
Product: WD repeat-containing protein 36
Exons: 4
Coding region: 86-2785 (899 amino acids)
Biological process (GO): rRNA processing
Cellular component (GO): Pwp2p-containing subcomplex of 90S preribosome; small-subunit processome
Molecular function (GO): protein binding
Source: RefSeq, a predicted model, not a curated record